UAAAUCAAGAAUCAACAUUAAUAUCAACGUACUCCGCAUACGUAGUGUUGUAAUCCGUUCGUUUGGUAUUGUUGUCGAGUAACCAAGAUAUUUUGAAAAUUAAUAAUUAGAAAUAUGGAAACUGCCGUGGAAGAAACUGUAAAAGAUAGCAUUGAUAUUGAACCACUGCAAAAAAAUGGCGAAGAGAAAGCUCCUACACCUUCCAUCCAAGACCCACCCAAAAAGUCUAAAAAGGAAGACCGCAACAAGAAGGAUGAUAAGAAUGUUGAGCAGUUCAUGAAAUCACUGAACUCGGUACCCAGUCUUGAAGAGAAACUGUCUCUGGUCUGUAAGAAAUAUGUGCAGACAGCGGAUGAUAAUAAAAAGUUGCAGUUUUAUAUCAAGCAGUCUGAUAAACGGUAUGCUAUCUUGUUGAAAGAGAAAGAACAAUUGCAACAUGAGUUCAACAAGACCAUCCUCGUCAAGUCUAAAUUGGAGAGCCUCUGCCGUGAGCUGCAGAAACAGAACAAGGCCAUCAAGGAAGAGUCCCUACUUAAGAUCCGCGAAGAGGAGGAACGCCGUAAGGAGACUCAGGCCAAGUUCCAGAACACGCUCACCGAGAUCACCACUCUCCUGCAGCAGAACAAUGAGAAGAACGCCAAGCUGAGAGAUGACAACAUCAGCAUGACUGAGAAAUUCAAGAGUGUCGUGCAGCAGUAUCAGCUGAGGGAACAGCAAGUUGAUAAAAUGGGAAAGCAAAUGGCACUAGAGUCUCAGCUGUCAGAUGCUAAACUCCAGAAAGCAGCCUUAGAACACCAGGCAGAGAAGGAAAGGCUGCUGGCAGAGAUGGAACACCUGAAGGUCACGGUGGCUCAGUGCACGGCCAAGAUCAUGGAACUGCAGGGGACAGAGACAGCUUUGAGGGGUCAACUUGGCGUGUACACGGACAAGUAUGACGAGUUUCAGAACGCUCUAGUGAAAAGCAACCAAGUGUUCGGAGGGUUCAAGGAACAAAUGGAGAAGAUGUCAAAGAAAAUCAAGAAGCUAGAAAAGGAAUCGCUUUCCUGGAAGAAGCGCUGGGAGACUUCGCAAACAGCCCUGUUGGACAUGUGUGGCGAGCGGCAGGCUAGCGAGGAGCGAGCUGCGGCCGCCAGUCGGCAGUUACUGCAUAUGCAGAGCCUGUGCCGUACACUACAGGCUGAGCGCACGACGCUGCUGGGCACGCUGAAGGAGCACAACAUCGAGCGUCCGCCGCUGCCCACGCCGCCGCCGGCGCCGGCGCCGGCAGCAGCGCCCGCACCCGCGCCCAGCAAGCAGACCAACGACAAGGUUGACAAAAUGGCGGCAAACUGCGCACAACUUCGACAGAGCCUCGUGCACCUCCAAAGCCAGCUGAACACCCUCACCAACAACAAGAACGGCGUCAAGGAAGACCCGCCCAAAGCAGACAAACCUAAGAAACAAAAGUCUAAAAAGAAAGCCGAAAAACAGUCACAAGAGGCCACCAGUUCUAUAGAAGCCACCGAGGAACCAGUGAGAGAUGAUAAUAAAGAACCCUCAGAAGAACCCACAACCAAUGAUGAUUCAAUCCAGAACGACAUACAUAGCUUAGAAGAAAAAAUAGACGAGAAAGCCAUGGAAACCCUAAUCCAAGCUAUAAGCAACGCUAACAUAAACCUCCACGAUUUAUCAGUAGAUGAAAAUAAUGAGCAAGUGGAUAUUGAAAAGGUAAUAGAUGGAUCACACAAUGAUAUCGCCAACACAUCGAAUGAUGAGGUGUCACAUAUAACCGAAGUGAAACCUAUAUCGAGUGCGUAAUCCAUACAAAGUGUGUACGAACGCAAUUUGGGAGGAGUGAUCAGUGUUCUGUAAUUUUUAUUCUUUCACCAGGUGCUGAUUCAUAAAUAGUUCUUUUGGUGCCUAUCUUAAGCACAGUAUGGGUUUCAGACAGGGUAGGACAAUCGGCGAUGCUUAUGAAUUAAAUUUUCUCUCUUAUCACACAAUCCCAGCCUGUUGCCCUAAACUUUCUGGAACGCGUUUCUUAUAAUGAGUGCACAUUUACCAAAAUUGGUCGCGAUGACAUUAUAGUUGUCGAAAAUCGAGCUAUAAUCUAGCGUAAAAGGCCUCUGAUCUGACAAAAAUCAAGGUACUAUUUUAUUUUACGAUUGGUAUUGAUGACAAGAUUCUGAUAAAGCUAAAGAAAUCACGAACCUACAUAAGUAAUGGUUAUAACUAUAAGUCGAAAUCUUAUUCGACUCCGCAGCAUCUGAAUAGAAUCAACAGACGAAUUAAUGUUACAUUACAGUACUUAAUUUAACAUGUGUUUAGUUAAAUCGGAGAACGCUAAACAGUUGCUGUUUUAAAUUAGCUUGCAUGGGUGCAUUUAUUUUCACAUGAGAUCUAGAUGGGUAACAUACAAUUUUGUUCUACCAUAAGGAAUAAAUUUAAAACAUGUAAUUUUUUUAAAAUAUGUCAAUAACUUCCGAUUUUGCUAGAACAUGUAUGGAAUAGUGUGCAAUAAAGCGCACAUUUCGAUUUUUGUGUGAUUAGUUAUAUAUAUAUAUAUAGGUUAUUAGUUAUCUACAACUCAAAAGUAUUUGAUUCAAAAGUGCCUAUAACGUCUCUAGUCAGGAUAUCGGUAUUCUACCAUGUACAGAAUACAUUAUACACUUUGACAAUUUUACUUACGAAGCACUUAUGCUCUGGUACGCCCAUUUUGUUCAGUCUAAAAAUGCGACAGGUUUGAAUUUUGCGCCUUUUUCUACUGGCAAAGUGUGUGUGCCAGAGUAUAGAGAUUUCCAUUAGAAGACCUUAUUAACUUUUAAUAAGGCUUACGAAGUGGAUAACAUAUUCCUAAGAAGUCUUCCUAAGGGUUCUGUCUGAAGAGUUAAUCUUUUUUGUACCAAUCGUGGUUGCUUUGCGAAAAUUCUCGAAAUUUCUCUGAAAAUUAAAAACAAAGGUUUGUAUUGUUUAUGAUUAAUGCUUUGCUAUGUCAUUUAUAUUCACAGUGAUAUAUUAUGGUAGUUUGCAUAUUUCCAUUUAAGUAUUCUUCUGUUUGAUAGUAUUUGUACGAUAAAUUAAAGGGUCUUUGACAACACAUUAUAGACUAUUUAAUGCAAAUAGAGAUCUGGCUGGGCCAUACUCUCUUAAACCAAGAUAUCCUCAAAUGUAUUAAUAAUGGUAGAUAUCUUCUGCAAAUUCUCAGUUACACUGUUCAGUCGGCCUCACCAAAGUGGCAAUUGUCUGCGCUGCGACAACGAAGUAAUUUGUGUCUCUCUAUCACACUUCCACAUUGGUGUGACAGUUGCGUUUCGCUCGUUACGGAGCCUUAACGAUUGUCACUUUGGCUAGGCAGACAGUAAUCAUACUGUGCCUAGAAAAGACGAUGCAUUUUCACUGACAAGCACAUUUUAGUGCCAAAAUGUUCAAAACUGCAGGGGUACAAUUAUCUAUAUUAUGUGUGAAUAAACUUAUACCUCUAUCGAGUUCAGGCAUCGACUAAUUGAUGAUGAUGAUGAAAGGAUGUUGUUGUAAUGAUCAUUAAUAUCAUUAUGAAGAAUUACUGAGGGCAACAUUUGUUAAAAACAUAGUUGUACCCAAGCG
Messenger RNA from Leguminivora glycinivorella, 3582 nucleotides. RefSeq names its product gamma-taxilin. The transcript is spliced from 9 exons. Lineage: Eukaryota; Metazoa; Arthropoda; Insecta; Lepidoptera; Tortricidae. The record is from RefSeq and is a predicted model, not a curated record. The coding region runs from base 115 to 1797 and encodes 560 amino acids. Gene Ontology annotation, molecular function: syntaxin binding.